Messenger RNA from Acomys russatus (golden spiny mouse), 1226 nucleotides. RefSeq names its product NUBP iron-sulfur cluster assembly factor 1, cytosolic (gene Nubp1). Gene Ontology annotation, molecular function: 4 iron, 4 sulfur cluster binding; ATP binding; ATP hydrolysis activity. The transcript is spliced from 11 exons. Lineage: Eukaryota; Metazoa; Chordata; Mammalia; Rodentia; Muridae. The record is from RefSeq and is a predicted model, not a curated record. Gene Ontology annotation, cellular component: cytosol. Gene Ontology annotation, biological process: iron-sulfur cluster assembly. Bases 63 to 1025 code for a protein of 320 amino acids.
AGCCUGCGAGGCGGAAACACGCCCCUGGAGUUCCGGGAGCGCCGCACGGGAAGAGCUGCAGCAUGGAGGAGGCGCCCCACGGCUGCCCCGGGGCCGACAGCGCCCAGGCGGGCCGAGGAGCCUCGUGCCAGGGAUGCCCCAACCAGAGGCUGUGCGCGUCGGGAGCCGGCGCCGCACCGGACCCGGCUGUGGAGAAAAUCAAAGAGAAAAUGAAGACCGUGAAGCACAAAGUCUUGGUGCUGUCUGGCAAAGGCGGCGUUGGAAAAAGCACCUUCAGUGCCCACCUUGCCCACGGCCUGGCGGAGGACGGAGACACACAGGUCGCUCUUCUGGACAUCGACAUCUGUGGGCCAUCGAUUCCGAAGAUCAUGGGCUUAGAAGGAGAGAAGGUUCACCAGAGUGGCUCGGGCUGGUCUCCAGUGUACGUGGAGGACAACCUGGGCGUGAUGUCUGUGGGUUUCCUGCUCAGCAGCCCCGAUGAUGCUGUCAUCUGGAGGGGACCCAAGAAGAACGGUAUGAUCAAGCAGUUCCUCCGAGACGUAGACUGGGGAGAUGUGGACUACCUCAUCAUAGACACCCCACCCGGCACAUCUGAUGAGCACCUCUCAGUUGUCCAGUAUCUGGGUGCGGCACACAUUGAUGGGGCAGUGAUCCUCACCACCCCUCAGGAAGUAGCCCUCCAGGAUGUCCGGAAGGAGAUCAGCUUCUGCCACAAGGUGGCGCUGCCUAUCAUCGGUGUGGUGGAGAACAUGAGCGGCUUCAUCUGCCCCAAGUGCAAGAAAGAGUCUCAGAUCUUCCCCCCUACGACCGGGGGUGCAGAGGCCAUGUGCCAGGACCUGAAGAUCCCUCUUCUGGGCAAAGUGCCGCUGGAUCCCCACAUAGGUAAGAGCUGUGACAGAGGCCAGUCUUUUUUUGCUGAAGCCCCAGAUUCACCAGCCACAGCAGCCUACAGAAGUAUAAUUCAAAGGAUCCGAGAGUUCUGUAGUUCUCAUCAGUCACAUAAUGAAAACCUCAUCAGUUCCUGAAGUGGGGCAGAACCAAGUACCACCCGCUGACUACAGAACUGGCAGGCCACACAUCCAGCCACACCUGGUCAACGGGGGACAAAUGGGGCUAUGGCCACCAGAUACUGACCAGAUUUGAAGUCACUUCCUUAAGACACUUUAAUCAUCAUCUGCAUAUUUCCUCAAGAUCAAAGGUACAGGCACUCUGCAUCCCCGUGUCAU